AUGUCACUUUGGGUGGAUAAGUACCGUCCUAAGACUUUAGAUCAAUUAUCAUAUCAUGAUUCAAUCACACAAAGUCUUAGAGCAUUAGCUAAAUCAGGAGAUUUCCCACAUUUAUUAGUAUAUGGACCAAGUGGAAGUGGGAAGAAGACAAGAAUUUAUUGUACUUUAAAUGAAAUAUUUGGUUCUCAAGUUGAAAAAUUGAAAAUUGAUGUCAAGAAUUUUGUUACAUCAUCAAAUAGAAAAUUGGAAUUUAAUGUUUUGAGUUCAGCUAAUCAUUUAGAAAUUACUCCAAGUGAUAUGGGAAAUAAUGAUCGUGUGGUUAUUCAAGAUUUAUUGAAAGAUGUCGCUUCCACUGAACAAGUUGAUUUUGCCAAUCAACUGAGAACAAAACAUAGAUUUAAGAUAGUCAUUAUCAAUGAGGCUGAUUCUUUAAGUAGAGAUGCUCAAGCAGCAUUAAGAAGAACUAUGGAAAAAUACUCAUCUAAUAUUAGAUUGAUAUUGGUUUGUAAUUCAAUAUCAAACAUUAUUGCUCCUAUUAAAUCAAGAACCUUAUUAGUCAGAAUCCCAAGUCCAAGUGUUGAUGAUAUUUCCAAUAUCUUGAAUAAUGUAGCAGAAUCAGAAGCUAUUAAAUUUAAAGCUACCAAUGAGUUAGCUAUGAAAAAAUUCUACAAUGAUAUAGCCACUACCAGUAAUAGAAACUUGAGAAGAUGUUUAUUGAGUUUUGAAUCCAUCAGUAUGCAAAAUGAAACUAUUGAUACCAAUUCUGAUGUGGGCAAAUUGGAGUUGGAUUGGGAGGUUAUCAUUACCAAUAUGGCAAAUAAUAUUAAAGCUCAUAGAACAAUUACAACAUUAUCUAAAUCCAGAAUAGUGUUAUAUGAAUUAUUGUCACAUUGUAUUCCUGCCAGAACUAUAUUGAAAACAUUAUUAUUUGAUUUGGUUAAUCUAUUUGUGGAUAAUGCCAGGUUAGUCCAAGAAUUGGUUGCAUUGGCAUCAAUUUUUGACGAGAGAUUAAGUUUAGGAACAAAGAGCAUUUUCCACUUGGAAGGAUUUAUAGCCAAAUCAAUGGUUGCUAUUGAUCAGUUUAUUUAG
Messenger RNA from Candida tropicalis MYA-3404, 1089 nucleotides. It is a transcript of the gene RFC5, whose product is annotated as replication factor C subunit 5. Bases 1 to 1089 code for a protein of 362 amino acids. Gene Ontology annotation, molecular function: DNA binding; DNA clamp loader activity; ATP hydrolysis activity. The transcript has a single exon. NCBI's taxonomy places the organism in Eukaryota, Fungi, Ascomycota, Pichiomycetes, Serinales, Debaryomycetaceae. The record is from RefSeq and is a predicted model, not a curated record. Gene Ontology annotation, cellular component: Rad17 RFC-like complex; Elg1 RFC-like complex; nucleus. Gene Ontology annotation, biological process: DNA-templated DNA replication; DNA repair.